Messenger RNA from Catharus ustulatus (Swainson's thrush), 1786 nucleotides. It is a transcript of the gene IGSF6, whose product is annotated as immunoglobulin superfamily member 6. The coding region runs from base 742 to 1437 and encodes 231 amino acids. The record is from RefSeq and is a predicted model, not a curated record. Lineage: Eukaryota; Metazoa; Chordata; Aves; Passeriformes; Turdidae. The transcript has 6 exons.
AAACACAACAGCUUUGUUUCAAUUAUAAAGAAAAGUUUACUGUGUGCUGCAUUUUCUUACAGAAAGCACAAUUACACUAACUUUGUUCCAUUCCACUCCACACAGGAGGUUGUCACAUCACUUGUAGACCUGUUGCAAGAUCAGUUCCUGUUUAUCCCUGCUGUUCAAAAGCAGCUUCUUUAAGGUUAUCUUUUGUUACAUUUUUAACUAGAACUGCCAGGAGUGGCUAAAAGGUAACUGCCAUUAGUAAGGCUGGUGUCCAGCAGACAGGCACAGAGGUAAUGAUAGAAAUUAGAAUCAGCAAGUUGAAAAUUAUGAUUUGCUGUGAAGCUCUCACCAGCAGAUCACAUUACAAUGCAUGCAAUACUUUGUGCCUUCAGUGGUCACCUACCAGCUGAUCUGCUAAAGGCUGCUCAGGGUCAUAUAAAGAAGCUCAUUAGCAGCAUGCUGGAAAAUGUCUUGUUAUGUGUUAUAUCCAAUGAAAUAAUCUGAAGGAUUAUAGGUACAGCUCUCAGGAGUUCAAAAUUUUAAGUUCUUGACUCAUUUUCCAAGUAAUGUCAUCCAUAACAAACAAAAGUUUUCUGGCUUGGUCUGUACCUUUAACCAGUUUGCUAAAUGCAAUAGUAAACACCCUUCUAAACAGGAAGUUCUACAUCUUGUGAUUAAUACAGUUCUGCAAGUCCCAACAUUUCCUAAGUUCCUCUUCCUUCAAGAAGAUUCAUUUCCACAGAGAUACAAGAAAUGGCAUCUUCCAACAAACUGAAAAAUGUGCUAAUGCUGGUGUUUGACUGGAUCCUGUAUGGUGCUGGUGUUGCAGAUCACUGCCAAGUCACUGUAACACAGCCCAGGUUUCAGCAAGCUGACUCCUCCAUGAACAGUGUGUCCCUAACAUGCACCUUCUCUGCCUCUGGAUGCUCCUCGUCCUCACCUGAAGUUCUGUGGUUUCGCUAUUUAACUAAUACACAUCAGGAUUUGUGUACUCCUGGAUGCACAGACAAUCAGAAGUACAAAGUACAAUCAUCAGACAAUAACAUCUUACUUGAGAUAAAAGAUCUGACUGUAAAUGAUAGUGCUCUUUAUAUCUGUGGAAUAGCAUUUUCAAACUCAGAUUCACCCCUUUCUAAACAAACAGGAGACGGAACAGUACUAACAGUAACAGAACCAGAGAAGCAGCACAGCAAUGGAAAACUCAUCGCCAUGAUCAUUGUCUCGACCUUACUGUUCCUGUACAGCUCUGCCGUGCUCACUUCCUUUGUGGUCUAUAAGGUAAAACCAAAGCUGCUAAAGAAGUGUGGGAAAGACCAAAGAGAAAACAAAAUAAACAGCGGCCGAAAAGUUUUUCGAGCAAUUGCUCAAGAACUUCAAAAGCAAAGAUAUGUUCGACACUGCCAACAGCCUGAUGCUUUGGAAGAUGACACUGUUUAUCAGAACAGAUGAGCACGUGCAGCGCUUCAGAUUUGUUCAAUUCUGCAAGCAAAGGAGCAGGUGAGGAAGUUAAGCUUCCUUACAGACUUCCUUUGCUUCAAAGGGAGAGGAGAAAACCUUGCAGGGCUGUGUUCUUCAGGAGUGUUUUCUAAACAGUUCACCAGAACCAAGUGCAUUGUACCUUACACCUGUGUUACACACUCCAUUUUCCAAGAACUCUGGGAAGAGACUUCUUCUUUGUAAGAUAACUUCUGAUGCUUCAUAAAAGUUUCCUUUUUUAGUUUAGAUUUAAUGCUGUCUUUUUUUCUCUUUACAUAAACUUCUAUGUAUUCCUUUUACACAAAUUGAGCAAUUGUGAAAG